UUGCAGGAUGGCAAAUAAUAAAGUUGCAGUUGGGAUUGAUCUAGGUACAACAUACUCUUGUGUUGGAGUAUGGCAACAUGAUCGAGUUGAAAUCAUUACUAAUGAUCAAGGUAACAGAACUACGCCAUCGUGUGUUGCUUUCGCUGCCACGGAGCGUUUCAUUGGCGAUGCUGCUAGAAAUCAGGCUGCUUUGAAUCCUGUCAACACCAUAUUCGAUGCUAAAAGGUUGAUUGGAAGGAGAUUCUCUGAUUCAACAGUGAAAAGUGAUGUGAAGCUCUGGCCAUUCAAGGUGGUUGGUGAUUCUGAUGACAGACCUAAGAUUGUUGUGAAUUACCGGGGUGUCGAGAAACGAUUCUCACCGGAGGAGUUAUCAUCCAUGGUACUCAUCAAGAUGAGGGAAAUUGCUGAGAAGUAUUUGGGAAAGGAAAUACAGAAUGCUGUUGUUACUGUUUCCGCACGUUUUAGUAAUUCACAGCGCCAAGCUACAAAAGAUGCAGCAAGAAUAGCUGGGCUCAAUGUAUUGCGUAUCCUUGUUGAGCCGACAGCUGCUGCAGUCGCGUAUGGUCUUGACCAAAAGCUUACAAGCAGUUCAGUGGGGCAGAGAACAGUUCUUAUUUUUGAUCUUGGUGGAGGUUCUUUCGAUGUGUCUCUCCUUCAAAUCAAAAAGGGUAACUUUAAAGUGCUGGCUACUGCAGGUGAUACUCACCUUGGAGGUGAGGACUUUGACAAUCGUUUGCUAAACCAUUUUGUUGAGGAAUUUAAAAGCAAGCAUAGAAAAGACAUAAGUCGAAAUGCUAAAUCUUUAAGAAGAUUGAAAAAUGCUUGUGAGAAGGCGAAGAGGAUUCUCUCUCAUAAUGCUAUGACAACUAUUGAUAUUGAUUCUUUGUAUGAGGGAAUUGAUUAUCACGCAAAAGUUACUCGGGCCAAAUUCGAGAACCUAAACUUGGAUCUAUUCAGAAGUUGUGUGGACACUGUAAAGAAGUGUUUGCAAGAUGUGGAGAUGGACAAGAACAAUGUAGAUGAUGUUGUGCUUGUGGGUGGAUCUACUAGAAUUCCUAAAGUGCAACAGCUGUUGCAACAGUUUUUCAAUGGGAAGGAACUUUGCAAGAACAUAAAUCCUGAAGAGGCUGUUGCUUAUGGUGCUGCUGUACAAGCAGCUGUUUUGAGUGGAGAGGCUAAUCACAAUAUUAAGAACUUGAUGCUACUGGAUGUUACUCCUCUGUCUCUUGGUACCGAAGUGAGCGGUAAUCUCAUGGAUGUAAUAAUUCCAAGGAACACAACUGUUCCCGUUUCAAUGCAAAAUUUUUUUAGCACAGUUAGAGAUGAUCAAAAAGUUGUGGGAGUCGGAGUAUAUGAGGGUGAGAGAACAAGAGUGGAAGACAACAAUUUACUUGGAGAGUUUGAACUACGUGACCUGCCUCCUGCCCCGAGGGGCAAAGUUAAGAUUUGCAUAACCUUUACAAUUGAUGGUGACGGGGUACUAAAUGUUUCAGCUGAGCAUGAGAGUUCUGGACUGAAGAAAAGCAUUAAAAUCAUCAGAGGAGGAACGCUAACAGAGGAGGAGAUCGAAAACAUAGUAAAGAAUGCUGAACAGUUUAAGACUGAAGACGAGGAGUUCAAGCGGAAGGUUAAUGCAAUGGUUGCAUUUGAGGAUUAUGUAUAUAACAGGAGGGAAGAAACUGAAACAAGUUGCAUGCUUGAAGCUUCUGUCAAAAAGAUGUUAAGUUAUUCUUUUAAAGAGGCAAUUGAAUGGAUUAAUUCAAACAGAAAUGCUGAAAUUUGCGAGUACGAGUACAAGAAGCAGCAGCUUGAGGCAAUCUGCAAUAGACACAUCCCUGGCAUUGAAGGUAUUAAGAUUGAGUAA
Molecule: messenger RNA, 1864 nt
Organism: Daucus carota subsp. sativus
Lineage: Eukaryota; Viridiplantae; Streptophyta; Magnoliopsida; Apiales; Apiaceae
Product: heat shock cognate 70 kDa protein
Exons: 2
Coding region: 8-1864 (618 amino acids)
Cellular component (GO): cytoplasm
Molecular function (GO): ATP binding; ATP-dependent protein folding chaperone
Source: RefSeq, a predicted model, not a curated record